Molecule: messenger RNA, 1056 nt
Organism: Eurypyga helias (sunbittern)
Lineage: Eukaryota; Metazoa; Chordata; Aves; Eurypygiformes; Eurypygidae
Product: natterin-4-like
Exons: 1
Coding region: 1-1056 (351 amino acids)
Source: RefSeq, a predicted model, not a curated record
AUGGAAGCAUCUCAUUUCACCGAAAUCCCCCCUUUCCGCCCCGCAGCUGCCGGCCGGAGCUUUCCCCGGAGGAAGCGAGAUGAGGAGCCGCCGUCGUACCUGAAGUGGGUGGCUUUUGAAGGGAAGCUGCCCGCCAACGCCAUCUCCAGCUGGAACAAGUACGCCGAGAGGACGGAGUACGUUUGCUCAACGUCGGUGCUCGGCUGCAACACCGGUGCCUACGUCCCCGACCGAGGUCCCUUCUGCUACUUCCCCUACGGAGAAUGGGAGUGGAAGACGCACGACUUCAAGGUGUUGGUCAACGUGGGAGACUUUGAGGUGUUGGAUUGGGUGGAUGACUCCUUCGGCGGUGUGCCCGAAAAUGCCGUGGUGGGCUGUCCGUCCGUGGAUGUCUUCGUUGGGAGGAACGACUAUGGCUUGGGCAAAGUCUCCAAAGACCAGAGGGCGGCCUUCAUGAUGGUGGACGGGGAGGAGGUUUGGUACAAGUGGUACCAGGUCUUGGUGGUCAAGAAGGGUCCAGCAAACGUCACCAUCUCCGACGUCCGCUACAACACGAGCGGCGUGGUGGAGCACGGGGAGGACGUCACCCUGACGAAGACCGUGGUGAGGAACGAGGGCUGCCACGGGAUGCGUAAAGCCGUCACCUUGGAGGAGACCACCGAGACGGAGCACGACUGGAACAUGGACCAGAGGGUCUUCGCCACCGUUCGCGGGGUGUUGCGAGCUGCCAUCUUGACCUUCAACAGGACGGGCUGGGGCAUCACCAGCGUCACCGACAUCCCUUGGGUGGGGGGAGCCAGCGCCAGCGAGUACGUUGUCCACACCCACGUGGUGGAGGAGGAGGUGCGUCCCCGCACGGCCUGCGCGGUGGCCCUGGAGGGACGCCGCUUGGAUGUCCACGUCCCCUUCACCGCGCAGCUGACCCGUGAUUUUGGCGACCAUCAACCGCACCGGGUGGCCGUCAUGGGGUGGGCUCGCAGCCGGGCGGUGGUGGGCGUCGGGGCCAGCGUCAAGGGGUGCUGGACCAUCGCUGACGCCCCACCGUGCCGGGCGUAG